Molecule: messenger RNA, 522 nt
Organism: Pichia kudriavzevii
Lineage: Eukaryota; Fungi; Ascomycota; Pichiomycetes; Pichiales; Pichiaceae
Exons: 1
Coding region: 1-522 (173 amino acids)
Source: RefSeq, a predicted model, not a curated record
AUGAACAAAUACCAGCAACAGGUUUCCAUCCAAUCCGAAGAUAUGUGUAUGCGUCCAACACACACUUAUACCUCACCUGCUGUUCAAUCAGUGGAUAUUUAUGAUACCCCAAAUAAUAAUGAGUUGAUUGCCUACAAUGAGGUUCGUAUGGAAGAUCAAUUUCAUGGUGAUGUAAUUUACGAGGAUGAGAAGGAUAUAGACGAAAAAGAUUAUGACGAGAAGGACUUAGAUGAGAAAGACUUAGAUGAAAAAGACCUAGAUGAGAAAGAUUUUGACGAGAAGGACCUGGAUGAAAAGGAUCUUCUCAACUUUAUUGAGAAGCACUACUAUGAAAAAGCAUAUGUUGAUUAUGACGACUUGACGAAAAAUAAAGAAGACUACGAUUGGUUUAUGCCUGAUGACAAAGAAGAAUUACAAAAUCGUGCUGGUGUAUUCAAAAAAUGUAAAAGCUUGCUUAAGUAUGCUGCUGUAAUAUAUGGAGUUGUUUUCAUGAUUGGUUACUUUGCUAUGUAUAGAAAUUAG